AUGGAAGAUGUAAAAGUCAAGGACACCGUCAUGGUAUAUGGCUACAAGGCCACAAUCGAACAUAUAGAAGAAAUCGAAGCGGGAAAGGCUUCCCCCGAAAGGAGAAAAAUCUACGCAGCGAAGUUUAUCAAUAGGGAUGGCUACACAGAUGGUGUGUACAGGAACGAACGGGUGUUCACUCCGGAAGAUGGAGCCCUCGUCGUGUUCUGUUUGCGCGAUUCGAUCAGACCUUUCAAUGAAACAGAAAGCGCAUGCAUAAGAAUACAAAGAGCAUUCAGGGGACACAGAGCCAGGAAGGAAUUCCACUCCUUCGUCUCCUCCCUAGUGUGGAGAAAAUUUGAGCACCUCCACGAAAACAUGACCUUGAAUAAUCAUGACGAAAUUUACAAGCCCCUCAUCAAAGCAAUAAACGAAGACAUAAAAAAUGGCAAGAUUCAGUUCGCAUCGAAAUGCUUUUCCAGUAAUUCCAAUCAGUUCUCUCGCAUCUCCACGACGUCCUACGAGUCCACCGCCUACGACGAAAAUGUACCAAAGUUGAAGGACAAAAUCGAUAAAGCCUUCGCCAUGGAGCUCUUCCAUUUCUUUUUAACAACAAAGAAUUACGUCCUCCCAAACAACCUGGUGUGUAAGAUCCUCACGAAGACGCAAAAGAUGCUGGAGGAAAAUAUCAAGACCUCCGUGAUACACGUGGACAUGACGAAGAAGUCGAAAGACACCAAAUUGAUUAUCCUGGGAGACGUGCACGGCCAGCUGAACGACGUCCUUUGGCUAUUUAACCGAUUUGGAUUACCGUCCUCCAACAACAUCUACAUCUUCAACGGAGACAUCGCCGAUCGAGGAGAAAACGCCACGGAGAUCUUCCUCCUCCUGUUCACGUUCAAGUUAAGCAGUUACGACAGCGUCAUAAUUAACAGGGGGAACCAUGAGUGCUCCUACAUGAACGAAGUGUACGGUUUUUACAAUGAAGUCCUCUCCAAGUACGACAGUGCCGUCUUCGACCUGUUCCAAGGGGUCUUCGAAUUGCUUGGCUUGGCCGUAAACAUCCAAAACCAAAUCUUCGUGGUGCACGGCGGGCUGAGCAGGUACCAAGACCUAACCGUUCAAGAGAUAGACGAGCUGGACAGAAAGAAGCAUGAAAUUUUGCACCCGGAGAAAUAUGAAGAUACGAUAAUCUUCGACUUACUUUGGUCUGACCCACAAAAAAAAAAUGGCAUUGGAGGAAACGCACGAGGGAAUAACUGUAUCACAUUCGGACCAGACAUAACGGAUAUGUUUUUGAAAAAAAAUAAUUUCGAUAUUUUAAUUCGAUCCCAUCAAGUACCUAAAACGCUGAAGGGCAUUGAGAGUCACCAUGAGGGGAAGUGCAUUACGUUGUUUUCCGCCUCUAACUAUUGCAAUAAAAUUAAGAAUCUCGGGGCAGCCAUCGUGUUCAACCAAGACCUAACCUUCGAAGUGCAGGAAUACAUGUCGCCCUCGCUGGACGUCAUUCGGGAGACCUUCGAGGAAAACCAGAAGCUCCGCGAGAAGGUUCUCAACUCGUCGAAGAUAGUGGACCUGGAGAAGAAUGUGCAAAGGAGCAACGACAAGAUUUCCACGGAGGGGCAGAUGAAUGAUAUUCUGAACUGCCUAAUCACGUUGAUCUGUCAUGAAAAGAACUCCCUGUGGAGUAACCUCUACACACAGGACAAGGAUAACACGGGCAAGGUCCACAUAAACAUAUGGAGGGAGGAGCUCGAAAAGCUGAGCAGGACGAAGAAGGUGCCGUGGAUAUACCUGUGCAAGAAACUCAAAAUGAUCGAAGACAACCAGGUGCACUACAACAGUAUACUUAACAGAUUCAAAAUUAAUUAUGAACCCAGCCAAAGCUUUAUUAAUACAGAAUGGAAGAGUGAGUGUUUUGAACACCUGUAUGAGGCAUUGCUCAAGGCAGACUUAAGCUUACGUGAAACCCUCAUGGUGUUCGAUAAGAACUUAGAUGGAAAGGUAUCCUUUGCGGAGUUCGAGCAGGUGCUGAAGGAUCUCAACAUAGACCUGUCCAAUGAGCAGAUCCGCAUCCUGGUCAGGUUGAUCAACAGCAACUCGCUAUGCAACCAAGACAGAGCACAGGAGAGUGACAAAAUCGAUGUUGCAGAAUUUAUUGGGAAAAUGAGAGUAUGUUAUCGAUUGGCAAUAAACAAGGAGUACAUAAAUAAUGAUAAAAUUGGGAAGCUAAUCGAGACCAUCGGAAAGCAUAUCCUGGCAGACAGUGCAGACACAGCUAACUUCCAUUAUAAAUUCUACGAGGAAAAUAAUGAGAAGGAUGGAUCGGAGAGGAGGAAGAGAUCCAGUGUGAUCAAAUCCGUUGCCUUGUUUCAGAAAUUUAAAAAUUAUGACAACUUUGGGAAUGGCUACCUCGAUUACGACGACUUCGUGCGGGCGAUCAAAAAUUUCGACAUGAACAAGAUCAGCAAGGAGGUGGAGUUCGACGUGGACGACGAAAUUCUGAUGGAGAAAGGGUCCGAAUCGGUUGACGCGAAGGAUCUGUUGAGCGCAGGGAUCGCCGACAAGUCUGUCAUACAAAAUAUUGAAGCCAAGCUCGGGGGGAGUCCCUGGAAUGUGCAAAGAUUGAUAGACCUCGGCAUAGAUACGAUUCGAAGUGAACAUGCGAACGAGGACGAGAAUGGAGACGGGAAUGAGGUCAGGGAUGAGGACGAGGAUGCAGACGGGAAUGAGGACGAUAAUGGAGACGAGAAUGAGGUCAUGGAGGAGGACGAGCACGAACUGGAGCAGAGGCAAGACAGCAGCGAUGACUUCAUUUCCGACUUGGGGAGUGCGCGCGUGGUGAGGUGCCAAUUGGGGCCUCCCGUCUAUGGGGAGAGUUACGGGGGGGGCGGCGAACAGAGCGGUGCCCACCCGGGUGAUGGCUCCUCCGACGACUCAGAUAAUUUCACCGGAAGUCACGCCGCUGACCAAGCCUCUGACCACGCCGCUAGUCUCACCGCUGACCACACCACUAAUCACAACGCUGACUGCAAUGCAAAUCGUAGUUGUAACCAGCCCGCUAACCACAAUGGCAGCCGAACAGUCGAGCGCCGUGACCGCCAGGGGGAGAGUCCCAUGAAAGAGGCGAACGUCUUUCACACAAAUGUAAAAUUAAAGAGCUGCGCCUCCAUUGCAGAAGAGUUGAAGAAGGAGGCACAACAGAGCUGCAUUAACCUACACCCCGUGGUUAAGGAGUUCAUUUUUUUGUUGGUUUUUUUGUUUGCCCGGAUAAGGGAGGAGGGCAGAGGGGGGGGCACCUCGUGCGGAGAGAACGCUGACCACAGUGCCGACGUCAGUAGUGAUGGGAGCGGUGGAGGGAAGUGCAACAGGGUUCGUGGUGGAAGGAAGUACAACAGGGUUCGUGGUGGAAGGAAGUACAACAGGGUUCGUAGUGGCAGCAAAUGCGACAGAGUUCUCGGUGGAAGUAAAUGCGACAGAGUUCGCGAUGGAAGUAGGGGCCCCACCCCCUAUGCGCUCCUCCCAAAGGGGUCCACCGCAGAAUACGAGGAGGACCACCGCAAUGCUUACCCGGAGGAGAGUAGAAAUAUAACAAAAAGGAAGUACCUGAAGAAGUCUGCCCCCAAAUGUACCUCCAUCUGUAAAAACAUAUGCUGGAAGGAACACCACGAGGAGGAAGACCUUUCGUCCAAUUCUAACUCUACAAGUGGAGAGAGUGACGACGAAGAGGGAAAAAAAAUCCGCUUCAGUAAGUACUCAAAUGGGGAAAAUAAUUUUGCUACAAAUUAUACAAAUAAUCGAUCCUAUCGGAACAGUCCCAAUAAAUGCAAUAGGAGUUGCCCCCAUGUAGAAGAAAUGCAGUCUGUUCUCUUCACUAUGAACGAGGAGGACAAGCAUCAAUACAACAUAGACGAUAUAGAACAAGCAUUGGAAAAAGAAAAUGUGAAAAGAGUAUGCGAAAAAUUUUUUAAACAAAUGGAAAAAGCUAGUCAAACGAAAAAUGAUCGAGUGAUAAAGAAAAACAUCAACUUAAUUACGUCCCUUUUAUAUCUAACUUACACACACUUGGGAUUGUCUCUCCUCAGAUGGAAGGAGGUGUUCCGAAAAUUAUGUCAUGUGAGUAAACAGUUUGAGGAGUAUAAAGAAAAAAGCAGAGAGUUAAAAAAAGAGUUGGAAAAAAAAGUGGAAAAAUAUUUGGAGAAAAUAAAAAGGAGUGAAGAAUGCAGGGAAGAGUACGAAAGAGUUAGGGCUUGCUUUGAGGAUGUAAAAAGGGACAAGGAUAAGAUAAAGAAGUACGAGUGUGUUGUGCAUAGAUUGAGGACGAGGGUUCAUUUGCUGGAGGCGGAUAAAGUUUUGCUUGCGAAAAGGAAAGAGGAGCUGGAGCUCGUGGUCAGACGGAAAGGCGCCUACUUCGCUGGGGGCAGGCAGGGGGGGGAGCUGAAGGCGACCAGCGGGAGGGGCGGCCAGGAGAGGGGCGCCCUUGAGAAGCCCCCCGCCGCGAGGAUAACAAAGUUGGUGCCGAAGCGCCCCCGAGACACGUCAAGUAGGACACAGUGCGCCGUUCAGAGUGACAGGGCUGGAGGCCCCCUCCCGGAUGGAACACACACAUCGGAGAGGGACAACAAUGGUGAGGAAAAAAAGGUGGUGAACCACAUGGUGGAGAUAUCCCCACUCGAUAAGCACUACGUGGAUAAAUCAAUCGCCCCUCCCAAGUCCGGACCGAUAAAAGAAAGAGAAACGAACAAAUCAGCACUCCUUAUGGUAAGCAAAUCCAUACAGACGAUGGAAGAGAUGCAGUUGGGGGGAGAGAAAAAGAGUUGGUCUGAUACACUGUUCAGGGGGGAGGAAGAAACAGGGGAGCGCAACCCGGAGGGACUGCUGCAGUUGGGGGGGAGUCCUCUCUGCUUGGAAGAAACCACAGAUGUGAUGGGAAGUGAGAACGAAACAAGCAAGGGGAGAACCUCGAAAAAAGGAAUACCCAAUGAUCGAAGGGGUUCCAAACGAAGAGACGACGCUUCACCAGUCGCGCUGGAGAUCCAUCGGAUGUACAGAAGGACGGCACUGGUCCAUGUGGAGUCCACUCACCUGACUCUAUGUCUCCCGCUUUUCAUGAGACACGGGAGAGACAGCGCGGUGUUGGAAAGGUACCAUUUUGGUGAGGCUGUCCAAUUUGAAAAAAAUUUUAAAAGGGGAUUCCUCCGUGUAGAGAUGGAAGAAGCACUGAGGGGGGGACUCUCCAAACGAGUGGUCACCCCCCUGUGGAGGAAAAUCAUAAUUGAAAACUUGUGUGGCUACCUGGAGAGAAUGCAUCUCAGUGGAGUUGCACCUACUGUCCAUGUGCGACUCGUUCACGAAUUGGCAGAUGUUUAUUCACGCUUUACUUUAUAUGACGAGUGGGUAGACGAAAUAGGAGUUAUAAGUGUCAAAUGGAUUGGUCGUGCUGUCCGUUCCUUCCAAGACUUCCUCGAUCGACUGUCUUCCGCAACGAGUCACAUUCUAAGUCACCUCCUCUCGAGGCAGGAGAGCAUCUCACAGAGUGGGGAAGCCUUCAUCUCCUCGUUCUGUUGGCAUUUCUUUAGAGGGGGAAAUGAGCUGAUUGUAAUGCGCCAUGAUGAUAUGUGUGCAGAGGGGGACGACUCCAGUGCUGCUUUUUUAUCCGUGGAGGGGGGAAGUGAAAGCCGAGUCGGUGGGCUCCUCUGCGAUGGUUACCUAUUUGAGGAUCCCCUAUUUGAGGUCCACCUCCAUGGCGACGAAAACCGUUACACUAAUGACACCACCACACAAGCUAACUCAUCAGAAGGGCUAAACUUUUUUGGAGCUUUCCCCCACGUUGGUGUCUACAUCCGGGGGGUGACCCACCAUGGCCCGUCCACGGUUAACACACAGAGGAGGAGAGGAGCAUUCCCAUGGAACAGGAUGGACAAGAGGGUGGAGACUCACACCAACAGGAAGGAUUUACAACUUCAGGGAGGAGAUCAAAUUACUCUCCAUGGAGGUUCCCCCUUAAACGAGAUCUACCCAAGUCAUGAGAGUAAAAAAAGAAGUGAAAAAAAAAAAGAAGCGUCGCGAGAUGGGAAGGCCUUCUCCGCUCUUCAUUUCACUCACCCAAUCGGCGCAGUGCCGUUUACACCCCUUCACCAACACAUUUGA
Molecule: messenger RNA, 6129 nt
Organism: Plasmodium cynomolgi strain B
Lineage: Eukaryota; Apicomplexa; Aconoidasida; Haemosporida; Plasmodiidae
Product: PP1-like protein serine/threonine phosphatase
Exons: 16
Coding region: 1-6129 (2042 amino acids)
Cellular component (GO): nucleus; cytosol
Molecular function (GO): protein binding; calcium ion binding; protein serine/threonine phosphatase activity
Source: RefSeq, a predicted model, not a curated record